AUGAGUGAUGAACCUGUGUCCGGAAGGGCAAGGGGUAGAGGUGGACGUGGUCGAGGUAAACCACAAGAGCAACAAGCACCCGGUCCGACCCAGCCACCAGCAGCACAACCCCCACGGGAAGGACCUGGACCUGGUCCUGCUCCAUCUGUAGGAAGAGGAAGAUCAAAGGGCCCCCCGAGACAGCAACCACCACAAGAGGCGGCAGCACCGAUAGCAGCACCAGCCACUAUUGUGCAAGUACCACCAGCAGAGCCUUCAGUUAGUGGUCGGGGAGUUCAUCGUGGAGGUGGCAGGGAACGAUCUCAUGCCAGUGGUGAUGUUCCAACAGAGGAGAUGGCCCGAAUGGGUUUGGAGAGAACUUACAAACGUAGACAGCCUUAUGAAAGAUACGUGGAAGCUGCUUACAAGGAGGGAGACAAGGACCCUCACGGGUCAUAUGGCUCCAAAAUCGAGCUCGUCACAAACUACUUUCGAGUGACCUUGCCAUCUGAGUUCAAAAUCUGGCAGUAUCAUGUGAACUUUAACCCAGAAGUGGAAAGUAUUCGAGUGAAGUAUGCCCUCAUUGCCAAUUUGGACCUUGUCAUUGGAACAGUGAAGUGUUUUGAUGGCGGGAUCCUGUACCUAUGCAAAAUGCUGCCAAAUGAGGUGACUGAAUGCUUUGCAACUCGAUCCUAUGAUAAUGCAGUUAUCAAAAUUGAAAUCAAAAGGGUUGCAGAAGUUUUUUCCACUUCACCACAGUUUAUUCAGAUCGUCAACCUGCUCUUUAAGAAAGUUCAGAUGGCGAUGGGAAUGAAGUUGAUUCGAGACCACUAUUUUAAUCCAACCCAGGCUGUGAAAAUCCUGAAACACAAGCUGGAAGUCAUGCCAGGAUUUUCCACAUCUAUUCUGAGAUAUGAGGCCGGAAAUCUACUAGGAGUUGAUAUUGUUCAUAAGAUUCUCAGAAUAGAUACUUUCUUGGACUGCCUGUACAACCUCUACUACUCCGUGGGCCAGCAAGAUAUGCAGAUUUUCCGUGCGGCUGCAGUCAAGCAAUUUGUGGGCACUAUUGUUAUGACAAGACAUAACAACAAAACAUAUCGUGUUGACGAUAUUGACUGGGAAGGCCGCCCUACCAACACUUUUGAAAAGGGAGGAACUCCGAUGACCUACAUUGAUUACUUUAAAGAGCGCUGGAACAUUACAGUUGUGGAUCAGGACCAGCCACUCCUGGUAGUCAAGCCAACAGAAAGAGAUCGGAGAAGGGGGGAGAUCAGAAGAACCUUUAUCUGCUUCCAGAGUUGUCUCAGUGAAGAGGUCAGGUCUGAUUUCAACGUGAUGAAAGACUUAGCCAUUCAUACUCGAAUUGGUCCAGAUGGGAGGCUCAAGACACUGGAGGAUUUUCUGAAACAAAUAAAUGCGAGUCAGAGAGUGAAGGAGAUUUUGAGUCCCUGGCAAACUCAGUUAGAUAGUAAGGCUUUAACCAUUCCAGCCAGACAGUUUCCAGCAGAGCAGUUGCUGAUGAAGAACCCAAAGGGAGAUUUGGCCAAAAUAACCUACGACAUAAAAGAUGCUGAUUGGAGCCGGAACAUGAGAAACUACAAACUCCUGAAUGCCGUCAACAUACAGCAGUGGCUGUUGAUCUACCCGCAGAAGUUGUCUCAACCAGCAAAUGAUCUGGCAGAUUGCCUGAACCGUGUGGGUGCUGGAAUGGGAAUGAGGAUUGCUGAGCCAACCAGGGUGGAGUUGCACAAUGAUAGAAAUGAUUCAUUCCUGAAUGCCAUUAGACAGAAUCUGAACCAGAAUGUUCAGAUUGUCGUGACAGUUGCACCCAACAAUAAAAAGGACAGAUAUGAUGCAAUCAAGAAAAGCUGCUGCAUUGAAAAUCCAGUUCCCAGCCAGGUGGUCUUACAGAAGACCCUGAUGAAAAAGCAGGGCCUGAUGAGUGUUGCCACGAAGAUUGCCAUCCAGAUGAACUGCAAGAUGGGAGGCGAGGUUUGGGGAGUUGAAAUCCCUGUGAAAGGUUUGAUGAUUGUGGGCAUUGACUCAUAUCACGACUCUGCCAACAAAGGACAGUCCGUUGGAGCUCUUGUAGCAUCCUUGAACAAAGAGUGUACACGAUACUACAGCAUGACAGAGUAUCAUCCCCGGGGAAAUGAUGCCCUAAAUGGCUUGACAACACUUCUUGCAGUUGCUUUGAGAAAGUACCAUGACAUCAAUGGCUUCCUGCCCCAGAAGUUGGUCUUCUACAGAGACGGUGUCGGUGAUGGUCAGCUGGAGUUUGUCUACAAGCAUGAAGUGGAGCAGGUAUUUGCAGCAUUCACCUCUGUCGGCGGGGAAGGCUACAAACCCAACAUGGCUUUUAUCAUUGUGAAGAAACGGAUCAACACACGUCUCUUUUCCGUUGACCGUAACCAGAUAGGCAACCCAUUGCCUGGAACCCUUGUUGAUUCACAUAUCACAAAACCUGAUUGGUAUGACUUCUUUUUGGUGAGCCAAUCAGUGAGGCAGGGAACUGUGUCUCCAACCAGUUACAAUGUCAUUUAUGACAAAACUGGUUUUCAAGCGGAUCACAUGCAGCGUCUUACCUACAAGCUGACUCAUAUGUAUUUCAACUGGCAGGGCACCAUCCGAGUUCCCGCCCCGUGCCAGUAUGCGCACAAGUUAGCCUUUCUCCAGGGGCAGAGUCUUCACAGACAGUUCUCAGCGCUGUUGGCAGACAAGCUGUUUUAUCUUUAG
Molecule: messenger RNA, 2715 nt
Organism: Candidula unifasciata
Lineage: Eukaryota; Metazoa; Mollusca; Gastropoda; Stylommatophora; Geomitridae
Source: the annotation of a GenBank genome assembly